AUGUCACGGCUGGUCGAGCUGCUGUUUGUGGGACGAGGAAAGCAGAGAGGACAGGAGAAGCACAAAAUAUGCAUCAGUAGAAGAUACAUCACUCUUAAUUACAGACUUGGAGAUGAUGCCAUUCUCCCCUGUGACAACACACCCCCUUUGGACUCAACAUGCUCCAUCAUUAGCUGGUUUCACAGCCGAGACCUACCUUGGACUACAGAGGUGGUUCACAAUGGAAACAUCAUUGAGAAAGCAGCCCAAGCCGCCAGGCUGAGUCUGUACAGUAACUGCUUCCUGGGCAUCAAAAGCAUCACUUUGAAGGACUCUGGUGUUUACUACUGUCGGCCUGGGGACAACAAUACACUGCUUACAACUGUGUAUCUAAAUAUUCUGACAACUGCUCACUGGCUUUACAGCAGAGAUCGAUCUGGGACUGCUGCCAUAGUUUACAAUGGGGCCAUCGAGAAGAACUCAUCCCGAGCUGCCCGGCUCAGUCUGCACAGUAAAUGCCACCUGGGCAUCCAGAACAUCACUGCUGAGGACGCUGGUGGUUACUGCUGUCGGCCUGUUUCAGCAUCUCAGAAACUAAAUGGGGAUGGAGACUUCACAUUAAAGUGCUCUCUGUUCAGAUACUCUGACCUCCAUCCUUGUGAAGAGAACAGCAUCCGCUGGCUGGACGAGACGGGAAAGGUGCUGCUUGACAGAGGAAACAGAAGCAUCAGACAGACCAGCAGCAGAGAAAAGCCUCAUAACGUUUGCGCGCUGACAGAACGGCACAGAAUGGUCCUGCUUACAUUUAUUCUAAUUCUUGUGCUUCAGUGUGAAGUGGGGGUCAGUAAAACCAAACACGUCUUGUAUCUAACACCUGGAAAUGAUGUCAUUAUGCCCUGUGACAAUGUGCCUGAUACAUGCUCCAUGGUUGUCUGGGCUUACAGCAAACACGGGUCUCAGACAAUAAAUAUGGUUCAAAAUGGAAUUGUUGAGAAGAACUCAGCUCAAGCUGCCAGACUGAGUCUGCACAGUAACUGCUCACUGAGUAUUAACAACAUCACUGCAGAGGAUGCUGGUCAAUACUUAUGUCGGCCUGAGGGGAACGCUCUUCAGGACACAACUGUGGACCUAAAUAUUUUAACCAUUUCAGCAUUUCCAUCAGACGCUGAUCCAAAGGAGGAUGGAAACGUCACGUUAGAGUGCUCUCUGUUUAGAUACUAUACUAUCUCUCCUUGUAAACAAAACAGUAUGCGUUGGGUGGAUGAGACAGGAAGUGUGCUGUGGGACAGAGAUGUCAAGAACACUGGACACACGUGUGCUUCUCUUCUGACUGUGAAGCUUCAGAGUGGCAACAAGAAAAGAUACACCUGCCAGUUUGAAGAUAACAAUACUGUGAAGAUAGAAGCUCACUACCCACCUGUCCUCAUAGAUUCCACCCCAAACAAGGCUUUCAUCAUCAUUGGUGCUGUGAUGCUGGUGCUGGUGGUUGCCGUCAUCGCUGCUGUUUUCAUCAAAUACAGGAGGCGUGCUAAAGUGACAGAGGACCCCACCCAACCCAAACAUAAUGAGGAAAUACUUCAAGGAGUCUUGGGCCAGUUGAUCUCGGAUGAGCCAGAGAGCAGCAUCACCUAUGCUACUAUUGACCACACUGAUCAAAAUGCCUCACUGAGGAAAACUAUUAAAAAGGAGGAAGCGGUGACUUAUUCUGCAGUGAAGACAAAGGUAGAAAGUGACCCCAGCGGCUUCUACAGUAACAUCAGCUAAACUUACCAAAAAUAAAUCAGAGGAAAUAAAACUUCUCAUAAUGCCACUGCUUUUAUUUAAGCUUGCUGUUGUCAGAGAUAAACAUAACCC
Molecule: messenger RNA, 1833 nt
Organism: Neolamprologus brichardi
Lineage: Eukaryota; Metazoa; Chordata; Actinopteri; Cichliformes; Cichlidae
Biological process (GO): positive regulation of ERK1 and ERK2 cascade; T cell activation; interleukin-15-mediated signaling pathway
Cellular component (GO): membrane raft; external side of plasma membrane
Molecular function (GO): MHC class II protein binding; protein tyrosine kinase binding
Source: RefSeq, a predicted model, not a curated record